This is a messenger RNA of Scleropages formosus (Asian bonytongue), 2923 nucleotides long. It is a transcript of the gene ftsj3, whose product is annotated as FtsJ RNA 2'-O-methyltransferase 3. Gene Ontology annotation, cellular component: nucleus; nucleolus; preribosome, large subunit precursor. Lineage: Eukaryota; Metazoa; Chordata; Actinopteri; Osteoglossiformes; Osteoglossidae. Gene Ontology annotation, molecular function: rRNA (guanine) methyltransferase activity; rRNA (uridine-2'-O-ribose)-methyltransferase activity. Gene Ontology annotation, biological process: maturation of LSU-rRNA from tricistronic rRNA transcript (SSU-rRNA, 5.8S rRNA, LSU-rRNA); rRNA methylation; maturation of 5.8S rRNA from tricistronic rRNA transcript (SSU-rRNA, 5.8S rRNA, LSU-rRNA). The record is from RefSeq and is a predicted model, not a curated record.
GUUCACACGUGUCUGUAUUUUUUGGGAGCACGAGUGGUGGUAGUGUUGAAACAACAUCAUUGUAGUUAUUCGGUCAGUUUCAUAUUGCUGGUAGCGAUUGUCUUCCGCCACAACAGACAUGGGCAAGAAGUUAAAAGUCGGAAAGACUAGGAAAGAUAAAUUUUACCACCUAGCGAAGGAGACUGGUUACCGGUCCCGUUCCUCCUUCAAGCUCAUCCAACUAAAUCGUAAAUUCCAGUUACAGAAAGCACGGGCUCUUCUGGAUUUGUGUGCUGCUCCUGGUGGUUGGUUGCAGGUGGCUUCCAAGUUUAUGCCAGUAUCCAGUCUUAUCAUAGGUGUUGACCUGGUACCCAUAAAGCCCAUUCCUAAUGUGGUGACUCUCCAAGAAGACAUCACUACGGAGAAGUGUAGACAGGCCCUCAGGAAGGAGCUGCAGACAUGGAAGGUGGAUGUUGUUCUGAAUGAUGGGGCUCCCAAUGUUGGAGCCAACUGGCAGCAUGAUGCUUUCUCCCAGGCUCAUCUCACACUCAUGGCUCUCAAGCUGGCUUGUGAGUUCCUGACCAAAGGUGGCAGCUUCAUUACUAAAGUCUUCCGCUCCAAGGACUACCAGCCCCUUCUGUGGAUCUUUCAGCAGUUUUUCAAGAAGGUGCAGGCUACCAAACCUCAGGCCUCUCGUAAUGAGUCCGCCGAGAUCUUCGUCAUCUGCCAGGGCUACCUCGCUCCUGACAAAAUAGACAAUAAGUUCUUUGACCCAAAACAUGCCUUCAAAGAGGUGGAGGUCCAAGUCAAGACAGUGAAGGAGUUGGUACCUGUGAAGAAACCAAAGGCUGAGGGCUACGCAGACGACGACCUGACUCUGUAUCACAACUUCUCAGUGACCGAGUUUCUUCGAGCAGAGAACCCAGUGGACUUCCUGAGCAAAGCCAGUGAGAUUUCUUUUGACAAUGAUGAGUUAACAUGUCACCCUGCCACGACCAAUGAGAUUAAGGAGUGCUGUCGGGACAUCAGGGUCCUUGGGCGCAAGGAGCUCCGCCUCUUGUUGAACUGGCGGGGAAAGCUCCGGAGGUUCUUGGCCAAGAAGCUGAAGGAAGAGGCUAAGCAGCUGGACCAGGAAAUCAGCCUGAGCUCCAGCGAGGGAGAGAGUGAUACGGAGCAGGAGCGCAAGAAGAAGGAUUCCGCUGAGAAAGUGGAGGGAGGUGACAGCGAUGAAGAAGAGAUGGCAAAAAAACUGGCUGAGCUGAAAGCUGAGGAGGUGGCGGAACUGCGGCGAAAAAAGAAGAAGCUGCUGAGGGAGCGGCGGAAGCAGAGGGAGAGGGUGGAGCUCAAGAUGGACCUGCCAGGGGUCUCCAUUGCUGAUGACCCUGAUGCCUCCAUGUUCUCACUCAGCAAGAUCAACAAAGCCAAAGCCUUGUGUGAAAUCUCAAAGGGGGACAUGAAGGUUGCAGAUGAUGUCCUCUUAGAGGAAGAGGGAGGAGGUGACGACGUUUAUCUCUCUGAUGCUGAGAGCGAUCAAGUGUCUCUCGCCUCUGAUCUGGACGCUGAGGACCUGGAAGAAAUAGAGAAGAGACAAAAGCAGCUUAAAACUAAGGAAGUGAAAAAAAAAGUGUCCUUCGAGGAGGAUGAAAAGGAUCAGGACGAGCAGAGAAAUGAGCUUCUGGUGGAGUUGGAGGGAAAGGAGGAGAAGCAAAACCGGGAGACCAACAUGUGGUUCAGCAAGGACAUCUUUUCAGGGUUGGAUCUGGAUGCUGAUGCUAAGGCAGAGCUCAAACAGACUCAAAGGCUUCAGAACAAGUCACUCGGUGGUAAAGGCACAAAGAGAAAGGCCCAGGAACAAGACACACCAGCAGUCCAAGAACAGGAAGAGGCAGGACAUUCAGAGGAAGCAAAGAUGUCAGAGGACCAGGAGGAAAGGGACAGUGACUCAGAUGACAGCAGUGAUGAUGAGAGGGAGAUUGCCCAGAUGAAAAAGGCGUCCGGUGGUUUGGGUGGCAGCAGUGGAGUGGAUGAUGAUGAUGAUGAUGAUGAAGAUUUCAAAGUGGUGCCUGUGGAGAGCACAAGUAAGCGAGCUCAAAUUCUAGAUCCGGAGGGGCUUGCCAUUGGCUCUCAGAUCGCCACAUCCAAGAAGAAACAGAGAGACCUGAUCGAUGGCUCUUUCAACAGGUUCGCCAGUUCAGAGGACCCGUCUGAGGUUCCCGAGUGGUUUUUGGAUGACGAAAAGAAGCACAGGCGGAAACCAGUGCCUAUAACCCGGGAAAUGGUUGAGGAGUACAAACAGCGAUGGAGGGAGAUCAACGCUCGGCCCAUCAAGCGUGUAGCUGAAGCAAAAGCCCGCAAGAAGAGGAGGAUGCUGAAAAAAAUGGAACAGGCAAAGAAGAAGGCUGAGGCCGUGGUGAACACAGUCGACAUUUCUGAAAGAGAGAAGAUGGCUCAGUUGAGAAGCAUCUACAAGAAGGCCGGUCUCGGGAAGGAGAAGCGCGAGCUGACUUAUGUAGUGGCCAAGAAAGGGGUCGGGAGGAAAGUGCGGCGGCCGGCUGGUGUCAAGGGCGUCUUCCGUGUUGUGGAUGGCAGGAUGAAGAAGGACAGGAGGGGCCAGAACAGGAAGGAGCAACGAGAGAAGGGCAAAGGGAAGAAGGGGGGCAAGGGAAUGAAAAGGGGAAAGGGGCAGACGAACAAGAAGUAACUGCCCCUUGCUAAAUAGUGUCCCUCUCACCUCCCCCUGAGCUACACUGUGUUGUAGCUGAACACUGGUGGACAGUUGGUGGACUAAACGAUAGCUGUGAACAUGAGAAUGGAGGACUGUGUCCGAGUGGUGGUACCGUGGCCUUUAGCCUUUCAUCACCGCCCUGCGAACUCGUCAAUCCAAAAAUGGUCAGGUUUCUACCCUGUUCAGUCUGAUAUGAAUGAUUGUGUUAUUUGUCGAGGU